UUCGUAUGAAAGAGUCGGCUCGUCGAGUCUACCUGUUGUCCUGGACUAGUUCACAAGCUACGCUCGCCCGACGACAGCGCUACACCGUCGUACAGACGUCGCCAUCGCAGUUUAGUUGAUUACAAUAUAUUAUAUUGGUGGCUUAACAAUCAAUAAAGAUGGGUCAAUAUGAAAGCACAAAUCGACUCUACAACAGCAAUGUUCAGCUUGUUGAUAUGUUAAUUUUGAGACAGUGUAUACACUCAAUUAAUGUGGAAAAAGUGCUUAGAAGUGUCGACCGAGGAUUAUAUUAUACCAAUGAUAGUAAACUAGAUGCCUAUAGAGAUGCGGAUUGGCAAUCGGGAGAUGUUCAUUUGUUUUCACCAAGUCAUUAUGCUAUUGUUUUAGAAUGUUUGGAUCUUCACAAGGGUCAUAAGUUUUUAAACAUUGGUUCUGGAAUAGGGUAUUUUAGUACUCUAGCCGGCCUUUUAUUGGGUAUUAGUGGAGUUAACCACGGCAUUGAAAUUCAUAGUUCUUUGGUAGAUAUUGCAUAUCAAAAGUUGGAAGAAUUUAAAGAAAAUUGUGCAGCAAUUGAUUAUUUUGAAUUUUGUGAACCAGUAUUCAUCAAAGGUAAUGCAUUUGAACUGUUGCCAAUGGGUUAUUAUGAUAGAGUCUAUUGUGGACCUGGAGUACCACCAGCACAAGCUUUAUUUAUGAUGGAUCUCAUUAAAAUUGGUGGUGUAUUGGUUAUGCCAUCGAAUGGGGCCCUUGUGAAAGUAACGAGGGAAGGUGAACUCUCGUGGAAAACAAUUGAAGUCCUUCAAGUAUCGAUACCACCUCUUGUUAUGUCAGAAAAAAAUAGGAAAGUUUUAAAGUUUCCUACUGUUCAACCAUUGAGUUUAAAAGAGUUAUGCAGAUCAAACAUUCGUGCAUCCAUACGAGAUUGCUUAAUUGAAAGUCAUCCUGACUUGCAAAUGCACAUUAAAUGUAAGCCAAACAUAAGUUUUGAUCAAAAAUUGUUAAAUGAGACUCGCAGUGGAAUGAUGAGUUUACGGAGCGUUGUAGAUAUGAUUUAUGACCAUCAAACAUCAGAUCUGGAUUCAACAUCUGAGGAUGAGACCACUAAAGAAGAUAAUGAUGACGAUAAAAAUGGCCGUGGUGUUGAUGUUGAAGAAAAAAAUACAAGUGAACAGUGUGAUAAAAGUAUACUCAAAAAAACUGCAUCAGAUACAAAAAGAAAAGCAUCAGAAGCAGGAUGUUCUUCUAAACAAAAUGAAACAUUGCUCAAAAAACCAGAUAACACAAAAAGAAAGAGAAUCGAUACAUCUUCUAGAGCCGUUAAUCCCCCCGAUUACCAAACUACUCAUCUUGAGUUUUGGGAGACUAUGUUAAAUUUUUCACCACCCGGGUCAUCCGAGGAUGAUUAUGAGGAAGAUGAUGAUAAUAGUGAAGAUUUGGUUGAUGAUAAAAUAAACAAUGUCAGUGCUACUGUUAAAGAACCCUUGUUUCUGAGCAAUCGGAAAGAAAACGAGAUGAGUAAACUUCUAAAUGCCAAAAUCAAUCAAUUACCAGUACCAGCUGUACUCAAACUGUAUCUCAACUACAAUUAAUAUGAUUAAUUGAAUUUGUUACAGCCUGCAAAAACUACUUUUGAAUAAGUAACAAUUUUAAUAAUUUCACAAACACUAAAAAAUGUUUUAUGAUUUAAUUACAAUCACAAUAUGUUAA
Messenger RNA from Acyrthosiphon pisum (pea aphid), 1707 nucleotides. RefSeq names its product protein-L-isoaspartate O-methyltransferase domain-containing protein 2. The record is from RefSeq and is a predicted model, not a curated record. NCBI's taxonomy places the organism in Eukaryota, Metazoa, Arthropoda, Insecta, Hemiptera, Aphididae. Gene Ontology annotation, biological process: protein modification process. Gene Ontology annotation, cellular component: cytoplasm. The transcript has 6 exons. Gene Ontology annotation, molecular function: protein-L-isoaspartate (D-aspartate) O-methyltransferase activity. The coding region runs from base 159 to 1589 and encodes 476 amino acids.